Molecule: messenger RNA, 3211 nt
Organism: Amborella trichopoda
Lineage: Eukaryota; Viridiplantae; Streptophyta; Magnoliopsida; Amborellales; Amborellaceae
Product: transport inhibitor response 1-like protein
Biological process (GO): SCF-dependent proteasomal ubiquitin-dependent protein catabolic process
Cellular component (GO): SCF ubiquitin ligase complex
Molecular function (GO): protein binding
Source: RefSeq, a predicted model, not a curated record
GGCGAAAGGAAGGGCAGCCUUCUCUUUUGCCCCUACUCUGCAGAAGACAACAGAGCAGAGGAAGCGGCAUCACACAACCCCCAUCCCAUGUAUGGUGAUGAUCAUGUAUGGCCCCAUGCAUCUCCAUCCACAGUGCACAGAUAGAGGAGAGAGACACGUCAAAGAGGGAGAUCAAGAGAGAGAGGCAUGGAGAAUCCCAAUGUGCAGAGCCAGACACCAGAGUGGAGUCUGCCUUCUCCAAAUAAAUAAAAUAAAAUAAAUGCGGUCAUAUCCCCUCUCUCUCUUUCUCUCUCUAAAACCCAUCCCUCUCUCUCUCAUCAAGAACCCCAUGUUUGUUUAUUACCCCCUCUUCCCCUCCCCCUCCCCCUCCCCCUCCCCCUCAGUUAGGGCAUAGCCAUCGUCUCCUCUCUUUCUCUCUCUAGAUGACCCAUGACCAACCUUCCGCCAUGUCCAUCGACUCCGACGAUAACGCCCCACCAGACCCCUCCCCUGCCGCCUCAGCCGUCGGAUCCACCAAACAACGGCCAGAUCUCCAGGCCGCCUUCACCGACGAUGUCCUCGAGAGCGUCCUCCGUUUUGUGACCCACCGCAGGGACCGUAACGCGGUUUCUCUGGUCUCUCAAGCCUGGUACAAGGUUGAAGCUCGGACAAGGAGCGAGGUCUUCAUUGGGAACUGUUAUGCAAUCGAGCCGGAGCGUGUGGCUGAGAGGUUUGAUAGGGUUCGGACCCUGGUCCUCAAGGGCAAGCCCAGGUUCGCUGAUUUUGACCUGGUGCCUCACAAUUGGGGUGCUCACUUUUCGCCAUGGGUUAGGGCAAUUGCUCAGAGGGGUUUUCAAUGGCUUGAGAGGGUUAGCUUGAAGAGGAUGAGUGUAACGGAUGAGGAUAUUGGGGUUUUGGCUAGGGUUUUUCCAGGGUUUAAGGAGCUUUCCCUGGUUUGUUGCGAUGGGUUCUCCACAAAGGGGCUUGCGGUUUUGGCUGGAGGUUGCAGGCAACUUAGAGGGCUCGAACUUAUCGAAGAUGAUGUUGUUGAUGAUGGUGUUGACUGGUUAGCCUGUUUCCCAGAGACCACCACUUCCCUGGUUUCCCUUUGCUUCGAUUGUGUUGAAUGUGCAGUAAAUUUUGACGCAUUAGAGAGCUUGGUAGCUAGAUCCCGUUCAUUGAAGAAACUCACACUGAACAGGCAUGUCUCAGUAGGUCAGCUUCAACGGCUAAUGCUUAGAGCUCCUCAGCUAACUCAUCUUGGCACUGGCUCAUUUAGCCCAGAUCCUAAUGCUCCAGACCAAGAAGUGGAUUUAGUAUCUGCGUUCAAUGCCUGCAAAUUCUUGCACUGUCUCUCUGGCUUCAGGGAGAUCUUGGCAGAGUACUUGCCGGCCAUUUCUCCAGUUUGUGCCAACUUAACAUCGCUCAACCUCAGCCUUGCCGAUAUCACAGCUGCAGAGCUUGAAGCGAUAGUAUUUCAAUGCCAUAAGCUUCAGCUUCUUUGGGUCCUUGAUUCAGUGAGAGACCGUGGCCUCCAAGCUGUGGCCUCGACAUGCAAGGAUCUGAGAGACCUACGUGUUUUCCCUGUUGAUCCACGCGAAGAUAGCGAGGGUGGGGUCACUGAAGUGGGUCUUGUAGCCAUCUCGGAGGGAUGCAGAAAGCUCCAAUCCAUCCUCUACUUCUGCCAACAAAUGACCAAUGCAGCUGUGGUGACUAUGUCCAGAAACUGCUCUGAACUUACUGUCUUUCGCCUCUGCAUAAUGGGGAGACACAGGCCUGAUCAUGUCACUGGGGAGCCCAUGGAUGAAGGGUUUGGAGCCAUUGUUAGGUAUUGCAAAAAACUUACUAGGCUUGCAGUGUCGGGUCUUCUCACUGAUAGGGCCUUCAUGAACAUUGGAAUGUAUGGCAAGACUGUUCAAACCCUUUCAGUAGCUUUUGCAGGAGAUAGUGAUAUGGCACUCAAAUAUGUGCUUGAAGGGUGCCCUAAUUUGCAGAAGCUUGAGAUCAGGGAUAGCCCAUUUGGAGAUGCCGGGUUGCUCUCUGGUGUUCACCAUUACUGUAACAUGAGGUUCCUUUGGAUGUCAUCUUGUAGGCUUACUAUGAGUGGUUGUCAAGAGGUGGCGCGGAGCUUGCCUCACCUUGUUGUGGAAGUGAUUAGAGAAAGAGAGGAGCAGGGCGAUGAUGACUCGGUUGAGAAGCUGUAUUUGUAUCGAUCAGUUUCAGGACCGAGGAAUGAUGCUCCCCCCUUUGUUUCCAUCAUGUAACGUUUCCUAGGAGUAAGUUUAGAAAAUGGAUUUUUCAUCCUUCCUCAAAAAAAAAAGAAAAAAAAAACAUGGGUUUUUCAUCUGCGGGCCGAUGACCACCUUACUGAUUCCCUGAGUGAACUGAAGGAUGUGGUGGGUAGCUCUGAAGACACAGGAAAAGAAAACCUAGUUUGCAUUUGUUAAUUAUGCUUUUACAGUCAUAAUUCUUUCUCAGCUAGGGCUAUUGGAAUGGCAUUUGCAGGGGGAAGACUGUAAAGAGCAUCGCUUUUUUUGGUGCUUCUUUUUUAUCUUCUACUGUGUUCUCUAUCUCUCUCUGUGUUCUUUCUGUCUCUCUUUUUAAAUUUCCCAGCCCUUUGUGGGAAAAGCUGAUGUGGGAGUGGAUGCAGCCAAAGGUCGUAUGGAGCUCAAGAAGAUCAUGUGGUGGUGUCGGUUUUAAAGGCCAUUUUUUCAUGUUAUCUUCAUGCAAUCCACCUUAUCAUAAAAGCAAGGCUGCAAAAGUGGGCCUCUUGGGGUGUUUUUAAGCCCCAAGGGAUACUGAAUUCUUUCACACCCCCAACCUGCAAUCAUCCAGUAUUUCUCUCACAUUUGUGGCCUUUGGAGCUGCAAAGGAAGGUAAAGAAGAAGAGUAUUUCUUUCACAUUUGUGGCCUUUGGAGCUGCAAAGGAGAUGAGCCGAGAGAGACAAAAGGAUAAACUUCAAGUAUUUUAUUCCUUUUAAUGAAGCCUUUCUCUUCACCUUUUUUUUUUUUUAAAAUUAGAAAUUGUGGUUGAUUUGAUCUGAUAUUAUGAUGAUGUGAAGGGUGGGAAGCUUUUGCCACGGAAAUGUUGGGACUUCGUAGUUAUGUUUUUUUGCUUCCAAUUUCAUGAUUGGUGUGUAGUAGUUUAAACUAUGAGAGAUGUCAUGAAUGCCUAAAGUUGGAAAAAGUAUUGGACUUUCAUUUAAGCAUGAAAGACCCAUCGUUAUCUAGA